AUGUUCAUUUUGUUUUUUACUUUGGUAUCAGCUGUCAAUGAUUGGAAGAGAGGAAGAACCCCAAAUAAAAGCGGUCAAUUUUAUUCUUAUAAAAAAGAUAUUACAGAUGGAUGCAAGGUCAAUAUGAGAAAGUUUGGACCAUCUAACAUAUAUGAAUGCAACUGCAGACAUCUUGAAUCUUGUGAUUUUAGCAACAUGGGUAAAUGCAAAAUUAAAAAAUGCCUCUCAGGUUAUGGAGGAGCAUUUUGCCAACUUAUGUAUUUGCAUGAACAUUUAAAGCAGAAUAUAAGUGAAACAAAGAAUGUGUUCACAAAUGUUACAAAAGAAAUAAACAACUUUUUGAAUAUCACUUUUAAGAAGGAACACAGGAUUCAUUUACUAAAAUUCAACUGCCAAUCUUCAGUUUCAGAAACAAACAUCACCUUGAAAAUUGGUUCCACAAAAUUUUAUGAAGGCAAAUGCACGAAUGUAACACAGAGUGGAGAUGCAUCUGGAAAAUAUUUGUUGAUCAAGACGUCACAGACUAUUUCAUUUUCAAAGUUGAGAGUCUUCGGUUGUUCCCCAUUUUGGUUUGGCCAAAAAUGUGAUAAGCAAUGUCACUGUGCCAAUUAUACUCAAUGCCAUAAGAUCAGUGGAAAUUGUCCCAUGGGCUGUGAAAGUGGAAGAAGUGGUCCUGACUGUCAAAAACUGAAUUACGAAAAUGUAGCUUUGAAGAAAAAAGCAUCACAGAGUUCCACAUACAAUCAUUCCACAAUUCUCUUUAAUAAUACAUGCCAAGAACAGGAUUUCAAUUUUUCUGCUGAUUUGGCUGUAGAUGGCAACACUGACCAACAACAUGAAAGAUGUUCAUGUAUGCAUACAAACAAAAAAUAUAAGCCAUCUUGGCAAGUUGACCUUGGAAAAAGAUACAAUAUUUCACAGAUAAGAAUAUAUCCCAGGAAUGCAAACCUUUUUCGCAUUGAAAAUACUGAGAUACACAUUGACGAUAGUCUUUGUGCUACAAUUACAAAACCUAAAGAAAUCAUUGAUAUUCAGUGUACGAAUAUCUUGGAAGGAAGUAUCGUUAAAAUUUCCAGAAAUGAUAAUAAAAGGAACCUGAAUUUCUGUGAAGUUGAAGUCUUGCAAUGCUUACCUGGUUUUUAUGGCUACAGAUGUAAGAAUAGCUGUCCUGAGUGUAAAAAUUCAUCCUGUGAACAAUGGAGUGGAACAUGUCAAUUAGGUUGUUCUCUUGGUUAUAAGUUCAACAAAACAUGUACAGCUUGUGAAAUUGGUACAUUUGGUGAAGAAUGUUCUCAGACAUGCCACUGUAAGAACAACAUAAAUUGCAAUAAAACAAAUGGAAAUUGUAUACCUGAAGGAUGUGAAGCAGGUUACAAAGGAUCCAACUGUCAAGAACCUUGUUCAACUGGUACUUUUGGUGAAGGAUGCUCACAGAAAUGUCACUGUAAAAACAAUAAUAAUUGUGAUCAUAAGAAUGGAAGCUGUGGAAAUGUGGGGUGUGAAGCAGGCUACAAAGGACCCACCUGUCAGGAAUCUUGUGAAAUUGGUACAUUUGGUGAAGGAUGUUCUCAGACAUGCCACUGUAAGACCAACAUAAAUUGCAAUAAAAAAUAUGGAAAUUGUAGACCUGAAGGAUGUGAAGCAGGCUACAAAGGAUCCAACUGUCAAGAAUCUUGUUCAACUGGUACUUUUGGUGAAGGAUGCUUGCAGACAUGUCACUGUAAAAACAAUAAUAAUUGUAAUCAUAAGAAUGGAAGCUGUGGAUCUGAGGGAUGUGAAGCAGGCUACAAAGGACCCACCUGUCAGGAAUCCAAAUUUAAUAUCUACAUACCAAUAAUUAUUGGAUUAGUGAUAAUAGGGAUUGUCAUUGUGGGACUUAUAAUAUACUUUAAAGUUAAAAGAUCAAAAAGGAAAAAAAAGGAUACAUCAUUAAUUAUGCCAAAGGUUUCAUUGCAAGAAAACAUAGAAAUGAAUUCUGUUGAUGACAACAUCAAUGAUGACGACAAUCAAAAAAAUACAGAGCCAGUGAAUAAUGAAGAAAAUAUUUACAUGAACACUGAAUAUAUGCAAAAUAAGACAAUUGAAAUCACCAAAGAUAAUAUUUUUUCUUAUGUUAAGAAGAAGAAAAAGGAAGAUUUACCAUUUGCAGAAGAAUUUCUGAAACUACCAAAGGGCCUUCUUUAUAAACACAAUGCAGCUAAUGCGGAUAAGAAUAGAGGCAAAAACAGAUACAAAACUAUUCUUCCCUAUGACCAUUCAAGAGUUUGCCUGCUUCCGGAUGAAUUCUCAUCAUCUGAUUACAUCAAUGCCAAUUAUUUAACUGAAAAUAAAACUUACAUUGCAACACAAGGGCCUCUUUCCAGCACUAUAACUGACUUUUGGAAAAUGAUUCAUCAAACUAAAUGUAGCAUUAUUGUAAUGCUGACCAAACUAUCAGAAAAUGGCAAACUGAAAAGUGAGCAGUACUGGCCAGAGUUGGAGGUAACCAAGACAUAUGGAAAUAUAAGUGUCAGUAACAAAAGGGAAAAUAAAUAUUCUUAUUACACUUACCGACAAUUUUGCAUCACAAAGAACUCAGAAAAUUUCUUGGUAGAUCACUACCAAUUUACCAGUUGGCCUGAUCAUGGUGCACCAAAAGAUCCAGGGCAUUUUAUUGCAUUUAGAAAUCAAAUACACUCAAGUUCUUGUUAUAAACCACCCAUACUUGUGCACUGCAGUGCUGGUGUUGGGAGAUCUGGUUCAUACAUAGUUUUGGAUAUUAUUCUAGAAGAAAUGAAAUAUAACUCGAAGAUAGAUGUAAUAGGAUGCAUCUUAAAACUUCGAAAUGACCGAACACUGAUGGUUCAGAAUCGAAGUCAACUUGAAUACAUCUAUGACGUUCUUAUUGAGAGUAUUAUUACUGGUCCUACUAUGAUUUAUAUUCAUAAACUCCCACAAGUCUAUGAUCAACUCCUGAAUUUUCAAGAUGAAAACAGUACAACUUUGAUGAAACUGCAGUUUGAGAAAUUGGUAUUGCCCUUAAACACUACCAUAAAUGACUGUCCAAAUAACAAUGAUACCUCUGUGUGCUAUGACAAUGAGCAAAACAUAAGUGAUGAUGAAAAUAAUGAUGUUCUCGAUGACAUGACUAUACUGAGUGGAAACAACUUGGAGGAAGAAUUUAUUCUGCUAAAUACACCCUCUGAAGAAAAGUUAGCAGAUUUUUGGAGUGCAAUCUUUUUGAAAAGAUGCACUAUUUUAGUUAUGUUCAACAAUUUGCCCAGUGAAGAAGCAAUAUACUGGCCUAAAGAUACAAAUGUAGUUGCUGAAUACAAACAUUUUGCUGUGAAAUUGGUUGAAGAAGAUGACAAUAAGAGUUAUAUUAAAAGGACAAUGAAAGUCUCAUCAUCUGUAUUGAAUAUGCCAGAAUUGUUAGUCCAUCAGUUACAAUUUAAAUCUUGGCUGGGAAAUAACUUCCCUUCUCCAAAAGAAAUGGUGGAAAUAAUACAAACAGUACAGAGUUUGCAAAUAAGUAAAAGCCAUAAGCAGAUUAUUCUUCAUUGUCUAUAUGGUAUAAAUAAGAAAGGCUUGUUUUGUGUUUUGUACAUGAUUAUUGAAAUACUAAAGCGAGAAUCUUUGAUCAGCAUUGAGCAGCUUAUCAGACAAGUAAAGAAAAAAAAGAAAGAAAUUAUAUCUGAUUAUUUGUCAUACCAGUACUGUUGGCUAGUAGCAAAGAUCUUCUUAGAAGACUACACUGAUUUAUCUAACCAGAGCUGA
Messenger RNA from Acanthosepion pharaonis, 3756 nucleotides. The record is from the annotation of a GenBank genome assembly. NCBI's taxonomy places the organism in Eukaryota, Metazoa, Mollusca, Cephalopoda, Sepiida, Sepiidae.